Molecule: messenger RNA, 1521 nt
Organism: Leptinotarsa decemlineata (Colorado potato beetle)
Lineage: Eukaryota; Metazoa; Arthropoda; Insecta; Coleoptera; Chrysomelidae
Product: alpha-(1,3)-fucosyltransferase C
Cellular component (GO): membrane
Molecular function (GO): fucosyltransferase activity
Source: RefSeq, a predicted model, not a curated record
GGUUUUCCGCUGGCGAUCUAUUCACCAUAAAUAAAUUCUCAUUCAAAUUCUUUUCAUGCGCUUUGGUUAUUUAUAUAAUUUCCUUCGCAAAUAUAAACACCAGAAUAGCCUGUACACAUACCGACUAGCAAAAAUAUUCUGAUCCAGUGCAAAAUGAAUGUUGUUAUGUUGCAUUAUAUUUUAUGUGGUCAAAGGUACCUCCGUGUUCAUCGUUACAGCACGUUCGCGAGCCGAACAAUGAAUGUGGAAAUAUCAAGCGUGAAUUUGUAAACAAUAAAGCACCGUUUCGCCGUUGCUGGUUAAGGAAAUAAUUGGUCGAGGAAAGUGCUAAAUAGGUACUCACACAAAAUCAUCAACAUUUGUCGAGUUAUGUGCGACUAGCAUGCGGAAAAGUCAAGUGUUCUUGCUCGCUCUACUGGCGUUCCUACUUCUAAUAAUAGACCAGUACUCCCUGAAACUCCUCAAACUGGAGAAAUGGACCAGAUUGAACCCCAGGACCAAGUAUGUUCUGUACUGGACGGAGAUGUUCCACCAAGCGGAUUUCAAUCUCGGUUUUGGGCGGAAAAUAUUCGAGAACUGUUCCGUCAACAAUUGUUUUGCUACCAACAACAGAAGUAUGAUGUCUUUGGAAGAUUUUGACGCCAUAUUGUUCCACGGAGUCGAGUUCAGUCCUCUUUUUCAUGGGGUACCGACAAAGAGAUCGCCCCAUCAAGUCUACGUGUACUCCAAUCAAGAAGCGCCUACUAACAGCCCAAAGUUAACAGUACCAAAGAAUUUUUUUAACUGGACGAUGACCUACAGGUCUGACUCGGAUGUUAUCCGUCCUUAUGGUUUCUUUGAAGCCUCCACAACCGACUACUACCCACCUUCGAUGGGAGAAAUAAAAAACAAAAGGAAAAAAAUCGCUUGGUUGGUUUCCAACUGUAUAGCUUCUAGCUUAAGAGAAGAUCUGUACCGAAAAAUAAGUAAAUUCGUACAAGUUGACGUAUACGGAGCUUGUGGGAAUCUAACUUGUUCUAAAAAGGACGCUGACGGAUGUUAUAAAUUUUUAGAAAAACACUAUAAAUUUUACUUGUCGUUCGAAAACUCUCUGUGCAAAGACUACGUCACAGAAAAGUUAUUCAACAUUCUGAAAUAUAAUUUAGUUCCUAUUGUGUACGGGGAUGCUGACUAUGAAGUAAUCGCCCCACCGCAUUCUGUGAUAAACGUGCUAGAAUAUAAGAGUAUAAAAGAACUAGCGAAACACAUAAGAAAAUUGGAUGAAGAUGCAGCAGAAUAUUUGAGGUAUUUCGAGUGGAAGAAAACCUACGUUGUGAGUACAAGCAACAAACUUUCGUUGUGCCAACUUUGUGAAAAACUUAACGAACCAGUCGCACAAAAAGUGUAUAGUGAUGUGGAUGAAUGGUGGAGGACACCGAAAAUUUGUAAAACUGGAAAUAGUUUACCCAAAAUAUCACCAAACUGAGAUAAUUGUAUCAACUUUUUGCCCUAUUGUGAAAAUUAUAAAUUCUUUAUUUUCUA